AUGAGUGACACUGAUGAGCUGAUGAUCCUGGACCCUGCACUGCAGGAGAAGUCAGUGAAUAUGAAGAAAAUGGAGAAUGCGAAAAACAAGGUAGAGUGGAAGAAGGAGGAGAAGAAGAAAAAGAAGAGGAAAAGGAAGGUGAAGCAGCAUGUAGAUGAGUUGAAACACCCAGAGAAGACAGAUGCCGAGAAGCCAGCCUCGCUAAAGCAGUGCCUGGGACCUAAGUGUGUGUAUCCCAGCAGGCCAGGCUCCAAGUACUGCUCGGACGACUGUGGCAUGAAGCUGGCAGCUGAACGCAUUUAUGAGAUCCUGCCCACGCGCAUCCAGCAGUGGCAGAAAAGUCCCUGCAUUGCUGAGGAGCAAAGCAAAAAAAUACUCGAGCGCAUUCACCGUGAGCAGCAGGACACCCACGCCCGCCUGAAGUACAUGGAGUGUCGGUUCCAUGAACUUGAGGCCAUCAUUCAGCGUGGCAAGCAGCAGACUGUGUGCAGGGAUGAGGAGAGUAAAAAAGGCAGCAAGGAUGGUGUAGACCUGAAGAUCUUCUGUGUCUCCUGUGGGCAAACCAUCAAUAUGAGUGUUGCCCUGCGCCACAUGGAGCGCUGCUUUGCCAAGUAUGAGUGCAAAUCGUCCUUUGGGUCACUAUACCCCACUUGCAUCGAGGGGGCCACAAGGCUCUUCUGUGAUGUGUAUGACCCACAGAGUAAGAGGUACUGUAAGCGGCUCCAGGUGCUGUGUCCGGAGCACUCUCGGGACCCCAAGGUAACAGAUGAUGAGGUGUGUGGUUGCCCACUAGUGCAUAACGUUUUUGAGCUCACUGGUGACUUCUGUCGCCUCCCCAAGCGCCUGUGCAGCCACCACUACUGCUGGGAGAAGCUGAGGCGUGCCGAGGUGGACCUGGAGCGUGUGCGUGCGCUGCACAAGCUGGAAGAGCUGCUUGAGCAGGAGCGCAACGUGCACACAUCCAUGACUAACCGGGCGGGCCUGCUGGGUCUGAUGCUUCACCAGACAAUUCAGCAUGACCCCCUCACCACGGACCUGCGUUCCAAAGAUGAAAACUGA
Molecule: messenger RNA, 1059 nt
Organism: Condylura cristata (star-nosed mole)
Lineage: Eukaryota; Metazoa; Chordata; Mammalia; Eulipotyphla; Talpidae
Product: CXXC-type zinc finger protein 1-like
Exons: 9
Coding region: 1-1059 (352 amino acids)
Biological process (GO): positive regulation of DNA-templated transcription
Cellular component (GO): Set1C/COMPASS complex
Source: RefSeq, a predicted model, not a curated record